AGUAUGGGGAGAACUGAGCAAUAUUUAAAGUCAAUGCCUUAUAAAAGGAUGCUCCCAUGAUUGCAAUUUUACUUCGUUCCGCUAAUCUUCAAUAUCUAACAAUCAUGGUUCUCCAACUCUUGUUGCUUCUGUCUCUGCCCCUAAUCUUCUUGAUUCUAAUUAGCAAGAAUUCCAAAACCCAAUCUUCUUCACUUCCAAAUUCUUAUCCUCUCAUUGGUUCCUUCUUCUCCAUGUUAAGAAACAAAGAGCGUCGGAUUCAAUGGACCUCCGACAUUCUCCAAGAGUCAACCUCCGCCACGUUUGUUCUACAACGUCCACUGGGCCAACGCCAGAUCUUGACGGCCAACCCAGAAAAUGUCCAACACAUGCUGAAAAGCCACUUCCAUAACUACCAGAAAGGUGACGUUUUCCGACGAACCUUCUUCGACUUCCUCGGUGAGGGCAUCUUCAACGCCGAUGGCCAGACAUGGAAGUUCCAGCGGCAAGUUUCCAGCCACGAGUUCAACACCAGGUCUUUAAGGAAAUUCAUUGAACACGUGGUCGAUACUGAGUUAUCGGAUAGACUUAUCCCCAUACUCUCCACCGCGGCUGCUGAAAAUACCGUGCUGGAUCUCCAGGAUAUUCUCGAAAGGUUCGCGUUUGACAAUAUCUGCAGAAUCGGAUUCGGAUACGACCCGGAAUUCUUGUUACCGUCUCUGCCACCAGCAGAGUUUGCACAAGCUUUUCAAUUUUGUGUCAAAAUAAGCAGCGAAAGAUUCAACUCCAUUCUCCCUAUAAUCUGGAAAAUCAAACGACUAUUCAAUAUCGGAUCGGAAAAGAAGCUCAGAGUCACAAUCUCACAAGUACGCGAAUUCGCCAAGAACAUAAUCAAGGAAAAGAAAGAAGAGCUCGACAAGAACAAAUCGUUAGAAUCCGUAGAUCUUCUAUCGAGAUUCUUGAGUUCAGGCCAUUCUGAUGAGAAUUUUGUGACUGACAUCAUCAUAAGCUUCAUACUCGCAGGUCGGGACACCACAUCCGCGGCAUUAACAUGGUUUUUCUGGUUACUCUCCGGCAACCAAGAAGCAGAGAAGGAGAUCCUGAAAGAAAUAACCGAAAAAACAGAGGUUACGACGGCGUACGAUGAAGUGAAGGACAUGGUGUAUACGCACGCGGCGUUGUGCGAGAGUAUGCGAUUGUACCCUCCGGUGCCUGUGGACAGCAAAAUGGCCGCGAACGACGACGUUUUGCCUGACGGGACUUUCGUGAAGAAGGGGACGAGAGUGACUUAUCAUCCGUACGCAAUGGGGAGGCUGCAGGAGCUUUGGGGAUCUGAUUCGGCGUCGUUUAAGCCAGAGAGGUGGCUCGAGAGAGACGCGGAAACGAAGAAAUGGAGCUUUGUGGGGAGAGAUCCGUACACGUAUCCGGUUUUUCAGGCGGGGCCCAGGAUUUGUUUGGGGAAGGAAAUGGCGUUCUUGCAGAUGAAGCGGGUUGCGGCUGGCGUUUUACGGGCGUUUAAGGUGGUUCCAGCGGCGGAGGAUGGUGUUGAGCCGGUGUUUAUUUCGUACAUGACCGGCAAGAUGAAAGGUGGGUUUCCGGUGAGGAUUGAAGAGAGGAGAGAAAUUAAUUGAAUUUUACUUAAACUGUACACGUGGUGUUUGCUUAAUCAGAUUCCACAUUACUUGGUUGUUGUUGACGUGUCAUAAUUAAAACCAUAAUUUAGUUUUGUUUGUUUGGUUUUCGUGAUGACAUGCUGGUUUAACACUUAUGAUGGAGAUCCGAACAAUUAGUAUUGCAGCUAUUCCAUUUGCUAUUGAA
This is a messenger RNA of Tripterygium wilfordii, 1794 nucleotides long. Its product is annotated as cytochrome P450 94A1-like. The record is from RefSeq and is a predicted model, not a curated record. NCBI's taxonomy places the organism in Eukaryota, Viridiplantae, Streptophyta, Magnoliopsida, Celastrales, Celastraceae. The transcript has a single exon. Bases 57 to 1607 code for a protein of 516 amino acids. Gene Ontology annotation, molecular function: heme binding; iron ion binding; oxidoreductase activity, acting on paired donors, with incorporation or reduction of molecular oxygen.